Messenger RNA from Mercenaria mercenaria, 4947 nucleotides. RefSeq lists its product as uncharacterized. Lineage: Eukaryota; Metazoa; Mollusca; Bivalvia; Venerida; Veneridae. Gene Ontology annotation, molecular function: protein binding. The record is from RefSeq and is a predicted model, not a curated record. The transcript has 8 exons. Bases 588 to 2705 code for a protein of 705 amino acids.
UUCAUAAUAGUGUUCAACGGCAGAGAGAUCGAAGUGUCCUAAGUAAGGAAUUUCAAUGGAAAACAAUUAGUAUGUAAAUGAAUGUUUUAUGAAAUAUACGUAAGGAAGCAAGAAGUAUUAGAAUAAGUGAAUGUGGCCGGUUUAGACAAAAGAAAACUUCAACAAUGUAAAUCAUUAGUGACCGAAAAUAGGGACUUUUUUGUGCAGUUUCGGCUUUUUCUGGAUUUCUCGGACCGUACGAGGAUCUGAAAAGGACAAGUGCGGACAUUAUUUGGAGCAACACCAAUUUUUGGCCAUUGAAUAUGUUUCCACGAUGGCAGAAUAAACAGUACAAGAAUGAAAGUAAAACAUUUUUAUAUCAACCGAAUUGCUAAAAAGAACUUUGAAAGUAUUUCUUGUGAAAUCAUAGGCAGAUCGAGUUAUUUGCAUGUGAUUUUUGAGUCGAAAUUUAGAAGACGGAGACAAUUUACAAAAAAAAAAUAAGGUCGACAAUAUGACUACUUAGUGGUCAGACAUUCGUGUCAGGUUGGAUAACUUUAUGUUUAUCUGCUUUGAAGUACUCCGGGCAUUAUACCUCGGGCGUCUUCAUGAACCUGACCCUCUUCAACCAUAAAACUUGCCACCCACCCCUGGAAAUGUUCAAAGGAUGGCCUUUGAAAUUGGUGACAUUCGCAGUAUGUUUUAACUAUAUAUUUUGUAUAAGACUUCCUUGUGAUCAAACCUAUGAAGCCAAAAAUGGUCAUCAGUGUUACCCGUGCAGUCCGGGAUAUUUUAAAGUUUCAGACUGCGUUGUGAACGGUGAACAAGCAAGGUGUAGACGUUGUGGACAUGAAGAAUAUCAACCUUAUUGUGAUACCUCUAUAAAGUGUGCUAGGUGUAGACUGUUCUGUCCGAAUGGACAAGUCCCAGUUAAACACUGUAAUGCAACUAGUAAUAAAGAAUGCAAGUGUAAAGCUGGUUCCUUCUGGAAACCUGAUGCAGCGAAGCCUGAUGAAGGACAUUGCAAGCCACACAGCAAGUGUGGACCAGGAGAGGGAAGGGCUGAAACAGGAACACCAUAUGAAGAUACCAGAUGUGAACCAUGUAGGGAAGGGGUUUCCUUUUCGGACAAUUCUUCCUUCGACAUCUGUAAACCAUGUUCUGUAUGCAACGCAACAGUAAGCGCCAAGUGUACAGUUACGCAUGAUACAGUUUGCGGCCAUCAGCUUCAACGGCUGCCAUCACAUACCAAGAACUCGUCUAAGCAUCUAGGUGACAGUGUUAUUGCAGCGAUAGCUUGUCCUGUAAUUCUUAUACCAGUAGCGGCGUUGGUGGUAGCAUUUAUCAUAUACAGGUACAGAAAAAAUAAAGCAACUAACGAAAGUUGUGAAUCCGACAAAGUCGAUUUAUCAAAAAUAGAUUCGAACGGAGAAAAUGAUCUUGAAAAUGGUAACAUUGUAACACAAACAAGCGUCAUUGUGAGCGAAACUGAGACCUCAGAGUACAAAAGUGUGUCAAGUCAAGUUAUAUCGGCAGAUGAAAAUGACAGUUCUGAUGAUAGUGAAGAAGACUUGGUCAAGAGUUGCUCUAAUUCUCAACAAAGCCAAGAACAUGAAUAUGAAAAUAAUGCCUUUGAUUCACAGUCAUGUACCGAAUUUACGACACAGAAUGAGCCUGAAAACGACAAAAACUGCAACGCCAUUCAAAAUGCGCAAGAAACGAAAUCUCAUCAAUCACAACUAUCAACAGGUUAUUGCUACGAGAUAAAUGACAAUGACCUUAACCCGGACCGUAUGGUUAGCGAUGUGCAAACAGAUACUACUAAAAGUGGCGAUGAAAACCUACAGGAAGAAGACCUAAAUGAACAAAUGCAAUUCCAGGGCAAACACGAACACACUGAAUUUGAGUCAAAUAACACAGACAGCAACAGCUCACGAUCAAGCAAUGAAAACACUUUGCCAACUUUCCCUGUUAGAAAUAUCGACACAUUGUUAGAUGGGAAAAUCACUUCUGGCAAUGAAACGGUCAAAUACGACGAAGUGAAUAUUAACAACCGUUACGAUGAAAAUACUGAUGUUAGUACAGACGCUGCUGCAGUGUCACCGCGAAGUUCUCUUCAGUGUGGAAUGUCACACAGGGAAGUUACAACUGAAGAAAAAACAGCAGAAGAAACUGAAUCAGAGGUAGGUGGACAGUUUGGCUGCAACUUUGAAGACGAUUUAUCAGAGGAAACCAUUCGGUCGGAUGACUGCAGUCGGAAAAACAGAAUUUGGUUUGAAAUAAUAGCCUUCAUUGCCCAAAACUUGAAAUGGAGUGAUUUUCAUAUAUUUAUCAUGCAGCUUGUAGCAAUCACGAAUGUUGAUCUUCUGAAUAAUAUAGACGUCGUAUUAGAGCAUGCGAAAGAAGAAAACAAUGCCUGCAAAAAUAUGAUCCACAGUGUAAUGAACACCUGGAGACAGGCGACACCAAAAGCAACAGUACAAGCCGUAUUUGACGCUCUGGAUGAAUGUUCACUGAAGCUUAAAUGUGAACAGCUCGGUGAUGCGUUGAUACAAAAAGGGCUGUUAGAUAGAAGGAAUUCUCCUUUGAGUAAUGCUGUUGUACAAAAUGAAGAAACAGCUGAAAAGCAUAUCUCGCCUCCUGGCGGUAGUUCACUCCAUAUUCAUACUGAGAUCAGUCAUGAGAUGAAUGAGUUGAAAGUUCCGGAAAGAGAGAUCUUUUGCUGAUAAUCAAAUGUCAUUUGCAUAAGGAUAAGUCACUUGUUGAAAAGAUAUUGUGACUAUAAGGAGAGAUCGUGUUUGUACACAGAUCCGUUGUAUAUUCUAUUUUUAGAACUGAUAAGACCAAGAUCGGGUGGGCAGACGCCGAGCGACCAUGUUAUUGUUAACAGUGAUGUUUUUCUAACUGCUUAAAUUUUCUUAAAACAUCAAUUAUAUCAAUUUUUUUUUUUUUGAUUAAUGGAAAGGAUAUAAAACAAGCAAUUUAUUGAUAACUUUUAAUUAUUAUUUCGAAAUAAAAUGGAUUAAUUAUGAACGCUUAACUUACAGUGUUUUUUCUAAAAGUUUUUAGAAUUGCUACGCCGCUAUUAAAAUCAUAUGUCAUUUAAAACGGUAAUUCAUUUUCAAAAGAUGUUUGAAUAAGAAAAUAUGAAAGUUGUAAGCAUUUCAAAACUUUUUGAAUUUUUAAAAUCCAUAAAUGAACGAAAAAGUUAUUAAAAAUUCCGAUCUCAUACACAAACGAUGUAAAAAUAUUUUGUUUUGCCCACCACCAGAUAUACAGGUGUUGAUGCGUGACGUCAGGGCGAUCUCUCCUGUAUGUUUGUACUUUUGUGUUGUGUCUGUCACUUUUCGUAACUUGUCUAGCAGCCAACUUUUUUUCUUGCCUGUCCUGUCUAUAAUUACUGUUUCCCUAGAGCUAUUUCAUAAUCAUUUUCUACCAAAAAAGUAAGGCUGCAAAAUCAGUUUUUUGGUCUUUUUGUGCAAAGCCACAAAAGUAAGGUGUAUUGAAAAUUUCUACAGGCCUGACCUUGCCAAUGCCACAGUUGCCCGGACGCAAUAUGAAACUAGGUGUGCCAUUAUGACUAGAAGGUAACUCCAGCCAUUUAUUGGCUAUUCUGUUGUGUACCAUCUCUAUUGUUCUCUUUGUAAUUUCAUUUUCCAUAUUUUCCUUAAAUUCAUAAGUAUCAAUUGUAUUGCUGUUUUCAUCCACAAAUGCCAUUUAUAUUAGCGAAUCAAUCUGCACCCUUUCACUCGACGUAAUGACGUUGCUUUAUGACGUCGAUGUCAGAACCCGCAGACGUUCUUGUUAUCCGGGCCAUGAUGAAAAUGGCGCGUGAGGCACGGUAGUGCGUUAUGGAUCCGUCAACGGCGACCGAAAUGGUCAUUUUUGACGUUUUGUUUUUUGUUUUUAACUUAUUAUUAACAAAAAGUAUAUUAUUGUGUUAUAUAGAUGUUUUUUACUUAGUAGACGUGAUGUACUUGUACAGGCUUAUUGAUGUAAUAUAACCUAAUUAUAAUGGUUUGUUAUUAUAUAAAUAUAAAUGAUAUAAGAAUUACGGUUUCUGAUUUCUUUAAGAUGCAGAUUUGUAUUUCUAUGUGUAUCAAUUGAUUACGUGUUAAUAUGUAUUAGCCAGAUACCAUACUUAGUCAAUUUCAAAGUUUUCAAAUUUCCAUGAGUUUUUCGGCUGCAUAUUGACUAAAUUUUCAAACUUGUUUGCAUAUAAAAGGAUUGGUGUUAAGUUUCAAAAUCAUUGAUUUGUCUUUGUGCGCAAGGUCAAAUUUAGAGGUAAUGUGCUCUUACUGGUUAGGUUACACACGUCACCUAGAGACGAGUAUUGCUCCAUAAUGAACCCAUUACUUAUCUUUUUAAUGUAAUUAGUUUGGAUCCAAAGGUCAUUUUAUCUGAUUUAUAAAAUAAUUUAUAUGAUUUAUAAAACGGCUGUGUUGUGCCGUCUUGCCAUUAUGACAUACGUAGUGCCAUAAUUUCCCUAUGGCCAUUAUGAAACUAGAUGUUUUAUUAUGACUAAAAGCCAGACAAUAGCCCUUUAUUGAACUUUCUAUUAAGUGCCUACUCUUUGUUUUCAUGUUAUUUCCAUUUUUUCAUAUUUCUAUAUACUUACGAGUUUUAAUUUGUUUCUCUGUUUUCAUCCACAAUGCCAUUAAUUGUGGAAAAUUGAUCUGCACCCUUUCACCCGCCAUAAUAAUGUUGCCACAUGACGUAGACGUCAGCAUCAUUUUGAUUAUGGCGCGUGAGGCACGGUUGUGCAUUAUGGAUCAGUCGAACGUAAUUUUCGACGUUUUCUUUUUGUGGUUACUUUUUACCGCAAAAUAUAUAAUAAUGUCAAUGUCAUAUAUUGUUUACAUGUUGUUUGACUUCAUAAUUCGGAUGUACAGGCUAAUUGAUGCAAUGUUAUCUAAUUUCAAUGAUUUGUUAUCAGAUUAUAAGAAACAAUAAAUGAAAUAAGCCUGA